Messenger RNA from Entelurus aequoreus (snake pipefish), 1838 nucleotides. Its product is annotated as plexin-A1-like. Gene Ontology annotation, cellular component: semaphorin receptor complex. Bases 459 to 1838 code for a protein of 459 amino acids. Lineage: Eukaryota; Metazoa; Chordata; Actinopteri; Syngnathiformes; Syngnathidae. Gene Ontology annotation, molecular function: semaphorin receptor activity; protein binding. The transcript is spliced from 3 exons. The record is from RefSeq and is a predicted model, not a curated record. Gene Ontology annotation, biological process: regulation of cell migration; semaphorin-plexin signaling pathway involved in axon guidance; regulation of cell shape.
AAAAACGGCAUUUUCCAACUUAAAUAGCCCAUAGCUCCGCCCACUAGCUGGGACCAAUUUGACAGGGGGAAUUAAGAAAACAGUUAUUUUGCAAAUUACACCAUAAAUAACCAUCACAUGUCUAAAAAGUAUUCACAUAGUACUUUUGCAUGUGUAGAGCAGUCAUUUUUGUACACAGUAUAUUCAGGCUUUAGACAACACAACUUUCAAAUGUCCAGUGUCCUUCUGUAAUACCCAGCUUUUGAUAAUCAUGGUUUGACCCAAAUUUGGCCUAAUUAGUGAAUGCAGGUGUGUUCACCUAUAUAAAGCCCUCAACCCCACCCUGACUCUUUUAGUCAACUGUUCAGAGCCAUGAGCCGGAGGCAGACGAGGCUGAAGAAAGGACCAUGAGGUGGUGAGAACAAGAGGCAGGACAAAAGAAGUCAUCACCCGGAAGUGGACUAUACGUCGUUACCACCAUGUUCUCACCUCUCGUCCUUCUCUUGAUCCUCCCCCUGUCCACGACCACCACCACCUCCUCGUCUUCCCCUCCUCCUCUCCUGUCGUUUUCUCCACCAGAAGGGGGUCUCACGCAUUUGGUGGUCAAUAACAAAUCCGGCGAGGUCUACCUGGGCGCCGUCAACUGGAUCUAUAAACUGUCCGGCAACCUGACCAAACUCCGAAGCCACGUGACCGGCCCUGUGACCGACAACCCUCGCUGCUACCCCCCGCCCGGCGUCCAGUCGUGUCCCUACGAGCUGGUGCAGACCCCCAAUACCAACAAACUGCUGCUGCUCGAUGACGCCCACAACCGCUUGAUCGCGUGCGGGAGUACCUCCCAGGGAAUUUGCCAGUUCCUUCGACUGGACGAUCUGUUCAAGCUGGGCGAGCCCCAUCACCGCAAGGAGCACUACCUAUCCAGCGUUGCCGAGGCCAGCACCAUGUCCGGGGUGGUCAUCUCUCCAGACGUCUUCGGCGCAGGCGGGAAACUCUUUGUCGGCACGCCCAUCGACGGGAAGUCGGAGUACUUUCCGACUCUGUCCAGCCGCAAGUUGAUGUCCAACGAGGAGAACGCGGACAUGUUCAGCUUCGUCUACCAGGACGAGUUCGUCUCCUCGCAGCUGAAGAUCCCGUCAGACACCCUCUCCAAGUUCCCGGCGUUUGACAUCUACUACAUCUACGGCUUCAGCAGUGAGCAGUUUGUCUACUACCUCACGUUGCAGCUGGACACCCAGCUCACUUCCCCCGACGCGGGCAGCGAGCAGUUCUUCACCUCAAAGAUCGUGCGGCUCUGCGUGGACGACCCCAAGUUCUACUCCUACAUCGAGUUCCCCAUCGGCUGCACCAAAGACGGAGUGGAGUAUCGCUUGAUCCAGGAUGCUUACUUGACCCGACCGGGCUCCCGUUUGGCUCAGUCGCUUGGUAUUUCGCAGCGCGAUGAGGUUCUCUUCGCCGUGUUCGCCCAGGGCCAGAAGAACAGAGCCAAGCCACCCAAGGAGACGGCUUUGUGUCUGUUCACAAUGAAGCAGAUCAAGGAGAAGAUUAAAGAAAGGAUUCAGUCGUGCUACAGCGGAGUCGGGAUACUCUCCUUACCCUGGCUGCUCAACAAGGAACUGUCCUGCAUCAACUCGAUGAGCAUUAUGGGUGCCCUGUACCCUCAUGAAUUAUUCAAGCGGUCUCACCUCCUGUUAUUCAGUCGAUGCUCUGUAACAGCCCGCCAUAAAUCUCCCGCCUCUCCCCCCACUUUCUCUUUAGCGUCUUCCAAGUCCGGCCGCGUCAUUUGCAUGACCGUUUCUCCCCUCGCCCUCCCGCUUCUUCGUCCCCUGACCUCCUCCUUCUUGAAGAUGGUUCAACUUUAA